UCUUGGCAGAAUGGUUAUACACCGCUACACAUCGCGGCCAAAAAGAACCAGAUGGACAUCGCCACAACUCUGCUGGAAUACGGUGCUGAUGCCAACGCAGUCACCCGGCAGGGAAUUGCUUCUGUCCAUCUUGCAGCGCAGGAAGGACAUGUCGACAUGGUGUCACUGCUCCUCAGCAGAAAUGCUAACGUGAACCUGAGCAAUAAAAAUGGCCUGACCCCACUGCACUUGGCUGCUCAGGAAGACAGAGUGAAUGUGGCUGAAGUCCUGGCAAAGCAAGGCGCCCAAGUGGAUGCCCAGACAAAGAUGGGCUACACGCCACUCCAUGUGGGCUGCCACUAUGGAAACAUCAAGAUUGUCAAUUUCCUGCUUCAGCAUUCUGCUAAAGUUAAUGCCAAAACCAAGAAUGGUUAUACACCAUUACACCAAGCCGCUCAACAGGGACACACACAUAUUAUCAACGUACUGCUUCAGAACAAUGCCUCUCCCAAUGAACUCACUGUGAAUGGGAACACUGCCCUGGCCAUCGCCCGGCGGCUUGGCUACAUCUCCGUAGUCGACACCCUCAAGGUUGUAACUGAAGAGGUCAUGACCACAACUACUGUCACAGAGAAGCACAAAAUGAAUGUUCCGGAAACAAUGAAUGAAGUUCUUGAUAUGUCUGAUGAUGAAGUUCGUAAAGCCAAUGCCCCUGAAAUGCUCAGUGAUGGCGAAUAUAUCUCAGAUGUUGAAGAAGGUGGUAGGUGCACAUGGUAUAAAAUUCCCAAGGUACAAGAAUUUACGGUGAAAAGCGAAGAUGCUAUGACAGGGGACACUGACAAAUACCUGGGGCCCCAGGAUCUUAAAGAAUUGGGAGAUGACUCUCUACCUGCUGAAGGCUACAUGGGCUUUAGUCUGGGGCCCCGAUCUGCCAGUUCGGAUAGGUCUUAUACCUUGAACAGAAGCUCCUAUGCACGGGACAGCAUGAUGAUUGAAGAACUCGUGGGACCAUCCAAAGAGCAGCACCUAACAUUCACAAGAGAAUUUGACUCAGAUUCUCUUAGACAUUACAGCUGGGCUGCAGACACGUUGGACAAUGUCAAUCUUGUCUCAAGUCCUAUUCAUUCUGGUUAUUCUCCACUUCCUCAGUAUGAUUCAAGGUUUCUGGUUAGCUUUAUGGUAGAUGCAAGAGGCGGCUCCAUGAGAGGAAGUCGUCAUCACGGCAUGAGGAUCAUCAUCCCUCCACGCAAGUGUACGGCCCCCACUCGCAUCACCUGCCGUUUGGUAAAGAGACAUAAACUGGCCAACCCACCCCCCAUGGUGGAAGGAGAGGGAUUAGCCAGUAGGCUGGUAGAAAUGGGUCCUGCGGGGGCACAAUUCUUAGGUAAACUGCAUCUUCCUACCAAUCCUCCCCCUGUAAAUGAGGGUGAGAGUUUGGUUAGCCGAAUCCUGCAGCUUGGGCCUCAAGGAACAAAAUUUCUUGGGUAGGAUCUUUAUAGACAA
Erinaceus europaeus (western European hedgehog) is the source of this 1482-nucleotide messenger RNA. Its product is annotated as ankyrin-3-like. The record is from RefSeq and is a predicted model, not a curated record. Gene Ontology annotation, molecular function: spectrin binding; cytoskeletal adaptor activity; transmembrane transporter binding. NCBI's taxonomy places the organism in Eukaryota, Metazoa, Chordata, Mammalia, Eulipotyphla, Erinaceidae. Gene Ontology annotation, biological process: protein localization to plasma membrane. Gene Ontology annotation, cellular component: plasma membrane; neuron projection. The transcript has 14 exons. The coding region runs from base 52 to 1467 and encodes 471 amino acids.